UAUAUAACUUGAAAAUCUGGAUAAUUAGGGUUUCAUUUUGUGCAGCUCUCUCCUUCAUCUUACUCUCUACAUCGAAUACUUACUGCUCGGUUAUCUCAGCCAACAUGGGUAAAACACGUGGAAUGGGAGCUGCCCGCAAGCUGAAGUCUCAUCGCAGGAGACAAAGGUGGGCUGAUAAGUCAUACAAGAAAUCCCAUCUCGGAAACGAGUGGAAAAAACCAUUUGCUGGUUCAUCUCACGCCAAAGGGAUCGUUUUAGAGAAAAUUGGUAUUGAAGCUAAGCAGCCUAACUCUGCUAUUAGAAAGUGUGCUCGUGUUCAGCUUAUCAAAAAUGGCAAGAAGAUUGCUGCCUUUGUCCCUAACGAUGGUUGCUUGAACUAUAUCGAGGAAAAUGAUGAAGUUUUGAUUGCUGGAUUUGGGCGAAAGGGGCAUGCUGUGGGAGAUAUUCCCGGAGUCAGGUUCAAGGUUGUUAAGGUGUCUGGUGUCUCCCUUCUAGCAUUGUUUAAAGAGAAGAAGGAAAAGCCUAGGUCUUAGAUAACUGAUUGUUAUAAACCUCAUCAAUUUUUCGUUAUGUUUGCCUGUUUAUCGAGAUGAUAUUGAGCAUUAUCCAAUGCAGAAUUUUGUGAGCAACUUUUUCUCUCUCAAUUUAGUAUUUCACCCU
Mercurialis annua (annual mercury) is the source of this 660-nucleotide messenger RNA. Its product is annotated as 40S ribosomal protein S23. Gene Ontology annotation, biological process: translation. Gene Ontology annotation, cellular component: cytosolic small ribosomal subunit; ribosome. The transcript has 4 exons. The record is from RefSeq and is a predicted model, not a curated record. Bases 105 to 533 code for a protein of 142 amino acids. Gene Ontology annotation, molecular function: structural constituent of ribosome. Lineage: Eukaryota; Viridiplantae; Streptophyta; Magnoliopsida; Malpighiales; Euphorbiaceae.